AUGCCCUCUGCGCUCCAGUUGAGUGGAGUGUUGUGGCAGACCCAGAUGGCGAACUAUGGUGACUAUUUGGGCAGCAACUUCCUUGCUGGACUGGGCGGUGCUAUCAGCGAGGCCGUCAUCCAGAUCACCAUUGCCGAUUUGUUCUUCGUCCAUCAACAUGGAACGAUGAACGCAUGGUACCUCGUCUUCACGUCCGUGGGUGCCUCCCUCGGCCCGGUAGCCGCCGGCUUCGUUGUGGAGUCGCAGGGCUGGAGAUGGAUCUGGUGGUGGUGCACAAUCUUCCUCGGUCUAAACUUCGUCCUCGUCAUGUUCUUUUUCGAAGAGUCCAAGUACGUCCCUUUUCUCAAUGGUCAGAGUGUGCCACAUACGGCUGGCACUUCUGGCUCGGAUGGACUCGAGGACGGCCGUCCCGACUCAGGGCUGCAAAAGGCCACAGACGGCAAAGGCGACGCAAAGCACACCGCCAUGGAGCGCAUACAAUCCCGAAUUGACACCUCCUUACCACGAAAGACUUAUCGUCAGCGCAUGGCCAUCGUCACCCCUUCCAAUCAACGCAUCGGCCACCACUUCUACCAGCCAAUCGUUGUCUUGUUCACUUUCCCUGCCGUGGCCUUUGCUGCACUCACUUAUGGGACCCUACUGGCGUGCAUGGCAUUGAUGAGCUCAUUACAGGCCGUCUACCUGUUGCAACCACCAUACAACUUUGGAGCUUCUGGCGUUGGACUCAUGAACAUUGCUCCGUUCGUUGGCACGUUCUUUGGAUUCUUCGCGGGUGGUUUCCUGAACGACAGAUCGAUCAUGUACUUCGCCAGGCGGAAUGGAGGCAUUUACGAACCAGAGAUGCGCCUGUGGAUCACUCUUAUCUCAGCAAUCCUGCUCCCGGGCGGUAUCCUGAUGUUUGGGCUAGCCUUAGCCAGGGUAUGUUGGUAA
This is a messenger RNA of Alternaria incomplexa, 930 nucleotides long. RefSeq lists its product as uncharacterized. The record is from RefSeq and is a predicted model, not a curated record. Gene Ontology annotation, molecular function: transmembrane transporter activity. Lineage: Eukaryota; Fungi; Ascomycota; Dothideomycetes; Pleosporales; Pleosporaceae. Bases 1 to 930 code for a protein of 309 amino acids. Gene Ontology annotation, biological process: transmembrane transport. The transcript is spliced from 2 exons.